AGCUAAUUUCCAAUUCAGACACACCUUGUUUUUGUCAAGUUAAGUAUACCUGCACACCCAGCUAAAGAAACAGACCCUAUAGCUUAUUGCAGCUAAUUCAGUCAUGGAGCAUCCCAACACUGGAAAGAUGAUGGCAAAGCUCAGCAAGCUUCCACAAUUCAACAGAAGGCAAAUAGAGGAGCAACAGCAAAUAGCCAUGGAGUUCACUAGCCCAGAUAUGCUGCAGAUGAAAUUCAGUCACUUGUUGGAUGCAGGGAACCAGUUUAUGGCAGACAUGUCUCGAGGGGAAGAGAAUCCUCUCUUAAACACUCUGGAGCGAAAAGAAAACCACCAAAAAAUGAAGCAAAGAAUUGUUACGGCCUGUAACUUCCCGAUACGACUGUCUUUGCAAAAGAUACCCGAAGAAAGAUUUCCACUAGCGCAUACUUUUACUUCAAUGCUGAGGUUUGAAUACGGCCCCUUCCAUGCUGCACUCAUUAUUAGUGACGUGACGAUUGAAUGGGGGAGAGCUGGUAUUGUACGGCCUCGCUUUGAGCCAAGAAUGGAGGCUGAUUUCCAAGCACUAGUGGGAGAGAACGGGGAAUGGAAAUCGAGAGAAGACAAUUUUGUGCGUCAGAUGAGUAUGGCCAACAAACGUGGUAGCAGUGUGGAGAAGCUGGAAGUCCUGUAUCAAUCAAUGUCGGAGAAGGUACAAAUGAUAAGCAGGCUAAUUGAUGUUAUCGUAGAUUACAACCGCAACAAAGAAUUCAAUGUUUUCACAUGUAACUGCCAACACUUUGCACGCGAUGCCAUGGCCGCUCUCGGGAUAAAGAAGCCGGUUAGAUUCGAGGGACUACUCCAACAGAGAUUUGAGCAGCUGAAACGAGGGAAAGUUCGAGUUCCCUUAGAGCUAAAGACACACGACAAUCUCGAUGCGCACGUGGCAGCAUUCAAACAAGAGCUCGACAGACAGGACAUGGAGUAUCUUCAGUGCCUCUAUUUCAGUUUCCAUCUUCCAGCCAUCGAAGAGAGCGAGGAUCGAGAAAACUGGAAGUGUGACAUAGCCACAUGCAUGAGUGCAGAGCUUGAUUGGUCGAUCACUGAGUUGUCCAUCACACUGAAACCAUCUCAACUAGCAAGUACCGAACAGGAAGUACCCGCAAAAAAUGUUGUGUUCAACCAGACGAUAGUGUCUGAGGGAGUGUUUGGAGCAACCCCUGAUUCCAAGGUGGAAUGUUCCUUUUCUGAAUCGGCCAAUUUGGAAGUGAUAGGCACUGAGGUUCCUGAUGAUUUGUAUGCUGUCAAGUGUCUGGAGAUGAGUCUUCCUAAGCAGACAAAACUAGUGGGCAAGUUCAGAGGCUAUCGAGAGCAGGUCCUGUGCAAGUAUCGCCAGCACCAUCUCUACAUUUCAGAGGAAGAAUAUGAAAUGAUCGAAGUGCUGACAGAGAGGGAAAGGUUGUUCGAACGCUACUUCAACUCUUUUGUUGAAAGAAGUGAGCAGUACAUUAUGGCUAUUUCUGAAGACCACAAUAGGCUAGAAACACACACUCGAUCCUGGGACGAUGAUGUUAGCACUCGAAUUAGACAACGUUUUGAGAGUCUAUGCAAAGUUUCUUGCCAACUCGUAUACCGUGUUGAUUUCAAGAAGCACACCCUUCGAAAGCAAGUUUCUGACACGCCCCUCAGCGCUUUUCUCCGAGUGAAUAAUGUCACCUUAGAAUGGCUCACACCUGGGCUCAUGGUUCCGGUCCGAGGAGAUAAAGAAUCAGCUGACGUUGCGACAGUUGAUCAUAUUCUACUCCAUCAAGAUCUAUCAAAUGGUACUGAAUUUAGUCGAAAAAUUGAAAAUUGGAAAGCCCAAACCGAAACAGCCAUUGCAAAUCGAGACGUGAACACAAUAAUAUCAUUAUUGUAUGAGGUGACCACACAAAUAGAGAGAUGUGUACAUUCGUUACUAGAAGUUAUAGUGAGAUACAAUCGCUAUUCAAGCUAUCAUCACAAAAAAUGCAACAAUCUACACUUUGCUAACGAACUUCUCCGUACUCUAGGAGUGACUGACCAAUCUCCACCGAAUAUGUCCUUAAAGCAAUAUCUGCUGAGCCAGCCACUAUUCGUUACAUUCGAAGACAAAGACGUCACGAACCACACAGCUCUCGACAAAUAUGUCAUCAAAAAUCACACUAGCAAAAUACUGGUAAAGGAAAGAGAAUUUCUCAUCAGUAAGUACUUUGUAUUUCAUAUUGAGAACUGGAAGACAAUUGGCAAUGGGAAGAAAGAUUGGACUUGCCCUCUAGAAACAUGUCAGUUAUUGUAUUUACUACACACACAACAUAUAAUUUGAACAAUGAA
Molecule: messenger RNA, 2328 nt
Organism: Halichondria panicea
Lineage: Eukaryota; Metazoa; Porifera; Demospongiae; Suberitida; Halichondriidae
Exons: 2
Coding region: 104-2320 (738 amino acids)
Source: RefSeq, a predicted model, not a curated record